Labrus bergylta (ballan wrasse) is the source of this 2475-nucleotide messenger RNA. Its product is annotated as C-C chemokine receptor type 1. The record is from RefSeq and is a predicted model, not a curated record. Gene Ontology annotation, molecular function: C-C chemokine binding; C-C chemokine receptor activity. Gene Ontology annotation, biological process: positive regulation of cytosolic calcium ion concentration; G protein-coupled receptor signaling pathway; immune response. Gene Ontology annotation, cellular component: external side of plasma membrane; membrane. NCBI's taxonomy places the organism in Eukaryota, Metazoa, Chordata, Actinopteri, Labriformes, Labridae.
UCAGUGUGUGAACUUCAACCAACUGUGAAUUUGUGCUUCUGAUAAGGAUCUUGUAUUCACACUGAGGGGAUGUACAGGAAACUAACUCAUGAACUUUAUCUCUCUCUGUGUUAUUCCGUGACAGUGCACUGCUGAUUCUCUCUAUUGAAGGAAAGUCGGUUUAUCACUCUUUAUCAUCACAACCAUAAAGACCUGGACAUAGAAGUAACAACCCCUGAAGUACAGCCUCUAUGAGCAACACAGAGACAACCAUGGCAGGUUACGGAGAAAACAUAACCCCUGAAUAUGAUUAUGGAGACGACUCUGCUCCUUGUGACUUUACCGAGUUGUGGGCUUUCGGGAAGGUGUUUCUGCCUACAAUCUACAGUUUGGUCUUCAUUCUUGGCUUUUUGGGUAACGGCCUGGUGGUGUGUGUCCUCGUGAAGCACCGCAACCAGACCAACCUGACAGACAUCUGUCUUUUCAACCUGGCUCUCGCUGACCUCCUCUUCGUCCUUACGCUGCCUUUCUACAUUCACUACUCCAACGUUGGUCAGUGGACAUUCGGGGACUUCAUGUGUCGGCUCACCUCCGGCUCCCAUAACACUGGCUUCUUCUGCAGCAUCUUCUUCAUGGUUGUCAUGACGAUAGAACGUUAUGUGAUCAUUUUACACGCUCACAAAGUGGCUAGAUAUCGUACUCUGAGGGCAGGCAUUGCGCUGAGCGUGGCUGUGUGGUUGGUGAGUUUGACUGUUUCACUGCCUGUUUUUAUUUUCACACGUGCAAAUAAUUCACAAGUGUUGAGUUGUUACUACAACCCGCAGAGCGACACUUGGAGAUAUUAUAACAUUUUCAUGGCCAACAUACUGGGUCUUUUGAUCCCCAUGUUGGUGAUGAUAGUUUGCUACGCCAGGAUUAUCCCCAUACUGAUGAACAUGAGGAGCAAGAAGAAGCACUGUGUGGUCAAGCUCAUCAUCACCAUCAUGGUCACCUUCUUCAUUUUCUGGGCCCCGUAUAACAUUUCUCUAUUCCUGACCUUUAUGAAGUCCAAACUGCCUGGUGAUGUGUGCAAGCUGGAAAAAAAUUUAAGGCUAGCGGUAACAGUGACGGAGACAUUUGCUUACACCCACUGCUGCCUGAACCCCAUCAUUUAUGCCUUUGUCGGGCAGAGGUUCAUGAAACGGGUCGUGCAGUUCUUGAGAAAGUGUGUGCCCUGGAUUUCCCUCUCCUCCACCAGGGAUCUUUCAGAUAGCUCAUUCAAGAAAAGCUCGGCCAUGUCAAGGUCAUCUGAUGUCACCACCAUUUUGACUAAGUAAAAGGGGGUGGGACCCAGUGGUUUAGUAGGGCCUGAAUAAGUGGGUAUACUCUUUUGGUGUAUAAUUAUAAUUUUUCCGUCCAGCAGAGGAUAAACAGCCUCUGUUACUAACAGUGACAUAAGACUCCUCUUGCAUAUUUAGUUAGUGCGUGCUAGCCAAUUAGAGACAGAGUAGAGAGGGUCAUCCCUUCACCAUCCUAGGAAUUGCAGCAUCCUACUGAAUAUGGUAAAUCAAUUAAUGGUGUGAAUCAGAGGACAUUUAGAAGUGGGUAUACCCUAUGGAGACUGAAAAAUAAGUGGGUUAUACUCCAUAUACCUGUGUAUACCCUGCACUACACCACUGGGUAGACUGAUGUAAAUUGUUUUAAAGACGCGGCCUACUGUUUGACAUGUUUGACUGGGUAGCUCAUCUUCUUGUUGCAUGAUUUGUUUUACUUUUCUUCUUCAUUUUCCAUCUUUAAUGCUCCCUAUGUUAAAAACAAAAGAUACCCGUCUUCAGAUCUUCUUGACUUAUUUUCACUUUUGAAUAUUUCAUUGAAAAAUGUGAUUUAAUGUGCAUCACCAUAUAACUUGUGGGUGUUUCUAAAUGCUAUAUUCCCUUCCUGGACCUGCUGAUAAUGGAGGAAAUAAAAAUGUCGACUGAACUCUUGCUGCAUGUGUUCAUGCCAGGCUCUAACUACAAAGUUAGCUUGUCUCCACUGUCUUACUUUGUUUCCUCCUUUUUCCACACGUCGUGACGAGGUUGCAAGUUGGUCUAAAAAAAAACUUCAAAAAAAACACCCAGAGUGUAAAUCUACAUUUUCUAAAUAUUCUGUAUCUCUCUCUCAUCAUGGAAUCAUUGUUUUCACUUCGAUAAUGGAAAACUUUGAUGAUGAGUUAAAGUAAAGGGUUUGUUGUUUGAAUCUUGAAUUUGUAUUUGUUCUUAAUUCUGUUUUAUAACUCGUUUGUAUACAUGUAAAAUAUUUUCCAUGUUUGCGUUAUUUUGGUGUUUUCAUACUGAAUUUUAAUUUUGGCAUACAUAUAUUUCUGCCAACAUGCAUCAUACUUCAGCUUAAGAUUGAAUCCUCUGUAGCCGACUGCUGCUAUUGUUGCUUUUUACUAUUUUUGGUUGUAAUUUGUUUGUUUUUUUAAAGUGGUUUAAUAUGCCUAUAGAGGUUAUUAAAGUUUAAUAUCUCUCCUCA